AUUUUUUACUAUAAAUACCUAAUCAUCUAUUAAAAAUGACAUCAACAGCGAUAAAAGUGGCAGGGAUAGCAAAAGAUGUAUCGCCACUGUACUAUAGAAUCCUCACGAGAUUUCCCCAAAAUUUUACCUUUUGUUUCGCAUAUGGAUCAGCUGUGAAACCUCAAAUAGGCAACGUGAAAAAGCACAACAUGAUAGACCUUAUUUAUUGCGUCGAUAACUCCCACCGAUGGCAUGGAGCUAACAUCGAGCAAAACCCUUCUCAUUACUCCGCUCUACGGUUCUUAGGUAAAGGAUUUGUUGCGAGAUUUCAAGAGAACUGGGGAGCUAAGGUUUAUUUUAACACUCUUGUGGAACUCAAGGAAGAAAAUGUUACCAUUAAGUAUGGAGUUGUUUCACAAAAAGACCUGAUUGCUGAUCUCCUAGAUUGGAAUGACUUGUAUUUAGCUGGUCGGCUACACAAACCUGUGGAAAUCAUAAAGGAAACAAAUAGCUCUCAGUUACAAAAUGCCUUGCAGUCAAAUCUACGUUCUGCUGUUCAUACCACCUUACUUAUCUUACCGGAAACCUUCUCAGAGUAUGACUUUUACUUUGCCAUUUCUAAUCUGAGUUAUGCUGGAGACUUUAGAAUGACUUUUGGAGAGAAUAAGAACAAAGUGAGGAAUAUUGUUCAACCGCAACUAGCAAAUUUCCGUGAACUAUACAGACCAAUCUUGCAACAAUUCCAUGCCUAUGUAGACUUUCCCUCGGGAGAAGCACAAUGCCAUCAAGAUUUGCAUCCAGAAACAAAACUACAUCACUUGAUGCAGCUGCCCAUGGUCCCACAACAGCGGAUCGUGAAGUUUUGGAACCAUGGGGGUCUCCAACAAGAUAUGGAAGACGUCCUCCGUGCCGUCGCAUAUGACAUUGAUUGUGCUAUCAUAUUAAGACAAAUCCUUAAAGAUUUAGUAUGGCAAUCUAGUGUGAGGCAGUCAUUAAAAGGAAUACUUACGGCAGGAUUUUUAAAAUCCAUCCGAUACAGUGCAAAGAAAAUUGCAAAAAUGUUUUAAAUAAAAGUACCUAUUAUGUUUAACCUUCAAUGAUACUAUAAUUAUAAUAUAUAAUGUAAUAAAGCUAGUAUAUGAAACAUUUGUAGUCUA
Cydia amplana is the source of this 1136-nucleotide messenger RNA. Its product is annotated as phosphatidate cytidylyltransferase, mitochondrial. Gene Ontology annotation, biological process: cardiolipin biosynthetic process; CDP-diacylglycerol biosynthetic process. Bases 36 to 1046 code for a protein of 336 amino acids. Gene Ontology annotation, cellular component: mitochondrion. The record is from RefSeq and is a predicted model, not a curated record. NCBI's taxonomy places the organism in Eukaryota, Metazoa, Arthropoda, Insecta, Lepidoptera, Tortricidae. The transcript has a single exon. Gene Ontology annotation, molecular function: phosphatidate cytidylyltransferase activity.